CUUGUGAGAUGGGGCGGACUUUUGGUGAAGGGACAGUGGUGAGAAAGAUGGCGGCCACUCCGGACCCCUCGGGGUGGUGGCUGCGGUGGCGGCGUUUGUCGGCGCGGGAUGGGUCCAGGAUGUUGCUCCUCCUCCUUUUGUUGGGAUCUGGGCAGGGGCCCCGAAAAGUCGGGGCGGGUCAGACGUUCGAGUACUUGAAGCGGGAGCACUCGCUGUCGAAGCCCUACCUGGGUGUGGGCACUAGCAGUUCCUCAUUGUGGAAUCUGAUGGGCAACGCCAUGGUGAUGACCCAAUAUAUCCGCCUUACUCCAGACAUGCAAAGUAAACAGGGUGCCCUGUGGAACCGGGUGCCAUGUUUCCUGAGAGACUGGGAGUUGCAGGUGCACUUCAAAAUCCAUGGACAAGGGAAGAAGAAUCUGCAUGGGGAUGGCUUAGCAAUCUGGUACACAAAGGAUCGGAUGCAGCCAGGGCCUGUGUUUGGAAACAUGGACAAAUUUGUGGGGCUGGGAGUAUUUGUAGACACCUACCCCAAUGAGGAGAAGCAGCAAGAGCGGGUGUUCCCCUACAUCUCAGCCAUGGUCAACAAUGGCUCCCUCAGCUAUGAUCAUGAGCGGGAUGGGCGGCCCACAGAGCUGGGUGGCUGUACGGCCAUUGUCCGCAACCUCCAUUAUGACACCUUCCUUGUGAUUCGCUAUGUCAAGAGGCAUCUGACGAUAAUGAUGGACAUCGAUGGCAAGCAUGAGUGGAGGGACUGCAUUGAGGUGCCCGGGGUCCGCCUGCCCAGGGGCUACUACUUUGGCACCUCCUCCAUCACUGGGGAUCUCUCAGACAACCAUGACAUUGUUUCCCUGAAGCUAUUUGAGCUGACAGUGGAGAGAACCCCAGAAGAGGAGAAGCUGCAUCGAGAUGUGUUCUUGCCCUCGGUGGACAACAUGAAGCUGCCUGAGAUGACAGCCCCGCUGCCGCCCCUGAGUGGCCUGGCCCUCUUCCUCAUCGUGUUCUUCUCUCUGGUGUUUUCUGUGUUUGCCGUUGUCAUUGGGAUCAUACUCUACAACAAGUGGCAGGAACAGAGCCGGAAGCGUUUCUACUGAGUCUUCCUGCUGCCACCCCCAUUGUGGCUGUCACCAUGAGAUGUAGGAGGAGCAGGCGCUGGCCUGACCACACAGCCCAGUGGUCUUCUCCAUUCUCCAACAGCUAGUCAUGGACUGCGUCCUGUCCCUGGAGCUUUGAAUGCAGGGACACUGUAUUUCCAUGGUCAUACAUGAGGACCUCUGACUCUGGUUCAGGAAACCCACCCACCCUAGGGCAAUGCUGCUGUGAUGUGCCUUUCCCUGCAGUCUGUCCACUGGGAGCUCAGAGGGUGAAGACAGUAUCUGCUGGUAUGAGGCCAAGAUCACAGAAAAGAACUUAAUAGCCCAGGAUGCCUUGGUGUUGGACUCAGGACCCCCAUGCUUCUCAUUUAAAUUUGCAAAGAAUGGAAAACUGAUAACUCCUCAUACCUUCCUUGGUUUUUGCUUUUUGUCUAAGCCUCUGUCCACCUGCGGAGUUCUCCUUGGAAGUCUGGGUGGAAACUUCUUCCCCGCCUCACCUUCCUCCCCUCCUUUUAUUGUCCUCUCCACGUGCAGCCUGAGCUUGAAAAGACAUUUGAUGCCUCUGUGUUGGGGCCGGGGCUGUGGAACAAGCAUGUUGCACUGACCCUCAUUAGGUGUCUGCAGGGAGAGAGCUUUCUGUUUUGGCUCACUGCUCUAGCCUUUGCUUGUCAGUGUGGAUCCUGGUUUUGUUGGCGUGUUUGUGACCUUCCCAAUUAGGUACCAUUCAGCCCUCAGUCUUCUUUGGCUGGAAGUUGGUGUGCAAGUCAAGAGAAGCUUGGGAGAUCUCAUGGAUGCAGUGGGAUUAACUGUGACACUGAUCUGCUCCAGGAUUUGAUACCAAAAGCAACAUUUGUUGAGUGAUCCGACCACGUGGACCAUCUGGAGCCUGCUUAGCUGCAUGUUUUGUGUCUGUCAUGAUCUUUGGAAUCCCACUUUGUUCAGAAUGUAAGAAAACUUUUUCUUAUAGCCUUGCCCUGGAUACUCCCCAGGAGGAAAUCUGGAUUCUUUUUCUUAAUGGAUAAGAAACAGUUGCUGUUCCCAUGUUGCAAAACUGAGGUCAAUAGGCCGUCGUCAUCUGCCUGGAAGAGUUCAUUGUCAUUGAGCAAUAGAGCCUGAGUGUCAUCCUCCAGGGGUCAGCCCUUAUUCUGUUGCCUUAUUGCAGGGGUGGGGAACCUUUUUUCUGCCAAGGGGCCAUUUGGAUAUUUAUAA
Miniopterus natalensis is the source of this 2300-nucleotide messenger RNA. It is a transcript of the gene LMAN2L, whose product is annotated as lectin, mannose binding 2 like. Gene Ontology annotation, molecular function: D-mannose binding. Gene Ontology annotation, biological process: endoplasmic reticulum to Golgi vesicle-mediated transport. The record is from RefSeq and is a predicted model, not a curated record. Lineage: Eukaryota; Metazoa; Chordata; Mammalia; Chiroptera; Miniopteridae. Gene Ontology annotation, cellular component: COPII-coated ER to Golgi transport vesicle; endoplasmic reticulum membrane; endoplasmic reticulum-Golgi intermediate compartment.